AGGACGCGGCGAUGAGCGCAGCGGAGAGUCCGGAGCGGCGCAGCGGAUCCCCGAGCACGACCAGGCGGCCAGAGUGAGCUGUGAGCCGAGGAGCACCGCAGCAAAACCCCCCCGAUCUGAGCCCAAGUCUCCGGUAUCUGUGAGCACACGCCUCCGGGAGAGCUGCGCCGAGGAGGUCGGUGCGGGGUUCACCGUCUGCUCGGCGUUUCACCGGGACCAGCGGCGGCCGUGCGCUCCGACCAUGGAGCAGCAGCGGUGAUCCGGAGAAGAAGACGAGCCGCCCCGGACGUUGAGAACAUGGGUUGCUUCGCCGCUGCGGAGGGGAGGGCUUUGCUGUAACACCGGCGGAUCAUGGCAGGGGUUCACGCUUCGGAUGCGGGACAUUUUCUGGAUCCUGCCAUCGGCGCCCCGCCAGCCCAGGGCGCGACCACCGUGGCGGGGAUCACCGGAGACGCGGCCGCGCUGCCUCCCGCCGGCACCCGGACGUACUUGGAGGUGUCGGCCGCUGCCCAGGGCUACGGGGCCGAGGGAGUUUACACCAAUGGACGGUACAGGGAGCACGGCAGCCCGCGGAUCGGGAGUGGCAGCCGCGACAAUUCGGCGGAGAGGAUUCAGGCGGCUGGAAACGCACCUUGCGGCAUCAUGAAGGAUGGAUCCAAGCAGAGGCAGGUGAGGAAGAAGACGGUGUCUUUCAGCUCGAUGCCCAGCGACCGCAAGAUCAACAGCACUGCUGCCUGCAUGGCCUUCAUGAUGGAGGGCUGUGAGAUGAAGAAGGUCCGGUCCAACUCACGUAUGUACAACCGCUACUUCCUGCUGGAUCCAGACAUGCACUGGCUCCGCUGGGAACCGUCAAAGAAGGAUUCAGAGAAGGCCAAAUUGGAAAUCAAAAGCAUCAAGGAGGUCCGAUUGGGAAAGAAAACUCCGGUUUUGCGAAGCAACGGUCUCUCAGAUCAGUUCCCGGAUGAGUGUGCCUUCUCCAUCAUCUAUGGAGAUAAUUAUGAGUCCUUGGAUUUAGUUGCCACCACUGCAGAUGUGGUCAGCACCUGGGUGAUGGGACUGAGGUAUCUGGUGUCUUACGGCCGCCACACAGUCGACAUGGUGGAGCCAAGCCAACCAAGCCUACGAACAUCCUGGAUCGGCUCGGUGUUUGAACUGGCAGAUAUGGAAAAGGAAGGGCACAUAGACCUGUUCAGAGCCACCCAGAUCAUCAAGGGACUCAACCCGGGAAUGAAAGAAGCGAGGAUAGAGCUAAAGUUCAAGGAGCUGCAGAAAGCGAAGGACCAGUACGGGGAGGCGAUCAACAUGGACACUUUUGUGGAGGCUUACUGUGAACUCUGCACACGGCCUGAGAUCUUCUUCCUGCUGGUGCAGUUUUCCAGCAACAAAGAGUAUCUGGACAAUAAAGAUCUGAUGCUGUUCGUGGAGGUGGAGCAGGGCGUGGAGGCUGUAACCGAGGAUAUGUGCAGGGAGAUUGUUCAGAAAUUCGAGCCGUCUGCCGAAGGGCGGGAAAGGGGCUACCUCUCCAUCGACGGUUUUACGCACUACCUCCUGUCCUCUGAAUGCCACAUCUUCGACCCGCAGCACAAGCGUGUUUGCCAGGAUAUGACCCAGCCACUCUCGCAUUACUACAUCAACUCCUCGCAUAAUGCCUCCCUCCUGGAAGACCACUUCUGGGGUUCGUCGGACAUCAGCAGCUACAUCCGAGCUCUGAGGAUGGGCUGUCGCAGCAUUGAGGUCAUAGUCUGGGACGGACCCGAUAAUGAGCCUGUUGUGUACGUUGGCAGCUCUGUCGCCUCGCAGUUAGCUUUCUCCAAAGUUAUGGACAUUAUAAACCAGUAUGCUUUUGAAAGCUCUGAGUAUCCCCUGAUUCUCUGCCUGGUGACCCACUGCUGCAUCCCCCAGCAGAGGGUCAUGGCGCAACACAUGAAGAAGAUUCUUGGGGACAAGCUGCACAUCGAUUCACCCAACAAGGAGGAAAACUACCUGCCAUCUCCUGAAAAACUCAAGGGUAAAAUCCUCCUCAAGGGGAAGAAGCUGCCACCCAACUGCACCGAUGCCGAGGGGGAUGUGACAGAUGAGGAGGAAGGUCUGGAAAUGUCCAGAAGAGUUGGAGCUGACGAGAAGGACCACCUGAAUGGUUUAGGCUGUAAGAGGCUCCGACUGUGCAGGGAGCUUUCUGAUCUCGUGUCACUCUGCAAGUCAGUCCAGUUCAGGGACUUUGAGAUCUCUAAGAGGGAGCAGAAAUACUGGGAGAUAUGCUCCCUCAACGAGGUAGAUGCUAACAGGUUUGCCAAUGAAUUCCCAGAAGAAUUCGUCUGCUACAACAAGCGCUUCCUCUCUAGGAUAUACCCUACGCCGAUGAGGAUCGAUGCCAGCAACAUGAACCCACAGGACUUCUGGAAGUGCGGCUGCCAGAUUGUGGCCAUGAACUACCAGACACCGGGCCUGAUGAUGGACCUCAACCUCGGCUGGUUCCGGCAAAAUGGCAACUGCGGGUAUGUUCUGCGGCCAGCCAUCAUGAGGGAGGAGGUGUCAUAUUUUAGUGCCAAUGCUCGGGACUCCCUGCCAGGAGUCUCUGCCCAGCUUCUUCACAUCAAGGUCAUCAGUGGCCAGAAUCUGCCCAAACCUCGAGGUUCCGCCGCUAAAGGCGACGUGGUGGAGCCCUACAUUUACGUGGAAAUCCACGGCAUACCAGCUGACUGCGCUGAGCAACGAACCAAGACUGUGUCCCAGAACGGCGACAACCCAAUUUUUGAUGAGACUUUUGAAUUCCAAAUCAAUUUGCCGGAACUGGCGGUUCUGCGCUUUGUGGUUCUGGAUGAUGACUACAUCGGAGACGAGUUUAUCGGCCAGUACACCAUCCCAUUUGAGUGCCUACAGCCAGGCUAUAGACACGUCCCGCUGCAGUCCCUGACCGGAGAGUUUCUGCCCAAUACAACCUUGUUCGUCCACGUAGCCAUCACCAACCGGCGGGGCGGAGGGAAGGCCCACAAGAGAGGUCUGUCGGUCAGGAAGGGCAGGAAGGCCCGGGAGUACACAACCACCAAGACCACCGGGAUCAAGGUGGUGGACGAACUCUUCAGAGCCUCCACACAGCCGCUCAGGGAGGCAACCGACCUCAGAGAGAAUGUGCAGAAUGCCAUGGUGUCCUUUAAGGAGCUCUGUGGGCUAACCCCCGCAGCCAACAUGAAGCAGUGCAUCCUUACGGUGUCCACGUGGCUGAUGAACAGCGAGCGGUCGCUGAGGGUGACGGUAGACCUGAGUGAGACUUACCCCACCAUGGAGGCUCAGGGUCCGGUACCGGAGCUGCUGCGCAAAGUUCUCAACGCCUACGACAUGAUGAUCCAAACCAGCAGAACACUGAUCGAGUCAGCUGAUGUGGUCUACUCCAAGCUCACACAAGCACAACGGGCAGGUCUGGACUUCCACGAGGACCUGCAUCGCAUCGGGGCGAAGGAGGGUCUGAAAGGUCGGAAGCUUCAGAAGGCCAUGGAGAGCUACGCCUGGAACAUCACCGUCCUGAAGGGCCAGGCCGACCUGCUGAAACACGCCAAGAGUGAAGCUCUGGACACUCUGCGUCAGAUCCACUGUGCAGCUCAGUCCUGUGGCCUCAGCAAGAACGGAGCGGCGUCUCCUCAGCUUCAGCACCAUCCUCACCAUCACCACCACCACCACCACCACCAGCCGCCGCCGCCGCAGAUCCCGCAGCAGCAGCCGCCUCAGAACAAGCCCAACCUGCAGCCUCCGGUCCUGUACCAGCUCCAGACCCACACCGCUCCUCAGGCUUACCUCCACCCCCUUCCCCAGCUGCCGUCUCCCCUUCCUCUGCUGCAAACUCUCGCCAAACCGCCGGCGUACCCCCAGCCUCCCCCGAUACCGCAGUUCCAGUUCCAGAGCCAGCAGAGGGCGGCGGGAAACCUCGACAGCAUCCCCGAGAAAGACAAAGAGCUGGUCAGUGACAAUCCUGCGGGAUCCUGCUGACCCGCAGCCUGUGCCCACAGAGAACCCGACCCGAAGGCGGAGGCAGGAAAGCAGAAGGGCGUGGAGGAAGAGAAACAGCAGGACGGAAAGGAAAAGGAGCUGGAGGAGGUGGCGGAGAGAAUCAGGGAGAUGAUGAUGGCGAGGAAGGUUCGGCGAGUCAGAAGCGAGACGCGAGUUUGAAAAGAGACGUCACACUUCAGUCACACAUUUCUAAGCAGCAUCGGAUUUAGAAGAUAAUCGUCCAUCUGAGCCAGAAAGUUUACAUCGCUUCAGUCUUCUCUCCUGGGUCCGUCCACGACAAAUCAAUCAGAUCCUCUCUCCUGAUGUUUCAUCUGCAGUAACUUUAGUAGAUUUAAUGAAGCCAUGCAAAGUUGUACCUUCAUGCCAUGAAUAUGUUCACAGCUACAGGCCCUUGAAGGACACAGAAGUGGACAUUUCUCACUUUUUAUUGGACUUUUUCCAUCUUCUCUGAGCCUCAUCACUUCAUCAGCACAGCAGACAGACACAUGACAUUUUCAGGGCUCAAAAACACAUCUGAGUUCUGUCAAAAACUGCAAACAAAUCAGUUUUACACCCAUCCAGGUGUCACAAUCUGAACAGUAAAUCUGUUCAUUUUUUAAAAAGUAAUAAUCUAUCUAAUAUAUUUCACGAACAAGAAAGUGCUUUCUAAAAAUUUGUUUGUCUUCUGUGAUUUGCGAGAUCCUCAGUUUAUAUAAAAAA
Messenger RNA from Stegastes partitus (bicolor damselfish), 4701 nucleotides. RefSeq names its product inactive phospholipase C-like protein 2. Gene Ontology annotation, biological process: gamma-aminobutyric acid signaling pathway; phosphatidylinositol metabolic process; release of sequestered calcium ion into cytosol. The coding region runs from base 352 to 3981 and encodes 1209 amino acids. The record is from RefSeq and is a predicted model, not a curated record. NCBI's taxonomy places the organism in Eukaryota, Metazoa, Chordata, Actinopteri, Pomacentridae. Gene Ontology annotation, molecular function: phosphatidylinositol-4,5-bisphosphate phospholipase C activity. The transcript has 6 exons.